Molecule: messenger RNA, 1095 nt
Organism: Gossypium arboreum
Lineage: Eukaryota; Viridiplantae; Streptophyta; Magnoliopsida; Malvales; Malvaceae
Exons: 6
Coding region: 1-1095 (364 amino acids)
Source: RefSeq, a predicted model, not a curated record
AUGGGUUUGGAGAUUGGCUGUAUGAUUCAGAAGCUGUUGAAGCUAAGGCCAAUCAUCCAAAAAUUGUAUGGGGAAAACCCUGGCCCUAUGCAGAGUUUACCUCCGAGUAAUUUUCUUCGUCUUGAACAUGAUGACAUAUCCUUCUUGGAGAAGCAGAUCAUUAAUGAGGAAAUCAAAGCAACUCUCUUUGAUAUGUGGAAUGUUGUUGGAGAUAUGGUGUGCAAUUGGGUUAGAAGUAUUUUCAAUGGUGGUGCUAUUGAUUCUGAGCUUAACAAUACACUUCUUAUGCUAAUCCCCAAGAUUAUAUCCAAUCGCUUCAAGACCAUUUUCCCGAACAUUAUUGGCCCAGAGCAAGCUGGAUUCAUUGCAGGAAGAAACAUCAUUGAUAAUGUUAUUAUUGUUCAAGAGGUUCUGUGGAAUGGAGUUCCUCUGACUAAAUUCAGGCUAGCUAGGGAGAUACGCCAAGGUUGCCCACUCUCCCCUUAUCUUUUCGUUCUAUGCAUGGACUGGCUUGGUCAAAUGAUUCAUUCGAAUAUUUCAGAAGAUGAUCUUGUCAUUUUUAGCAAGGCUGAUCUGAAGCAUUGUAGGAUUAUAAAAGACAUUUUGAGCAGGUUUUGCGAUUUUUCUGGGCAUAAAAUUAAUGCUAGGAAAACGAACAUCUUCUUCUCUAAAGGAGUUGAUACGACGAUGGCGGAUUCAAUUAGCUCUCUGUUUGGAUUCCAAAAGAAGAAGAUGUCUCUUGUUCGGUGGGAUUCGAUUUGUCAACCUAAAUGCUGUGGAGGUCUUGGCUUACGAAAAUUAAGAGACCAGAAUAUCUCGUUUUUACUAAAGCUAGGAUAUAAAAUUGUUGCUAACAAAGAGGUUCUUUGGUUUCGAGUUAUCAGUGCUAAAUACCAUCUGACAGAAAUAUUUCCUGAGUCUCUUAAGCGAACAAGGAGUUCGUUUCUUUGGGGCGCUCUUUCUAAAAUUUGGCCACUGCUUCGUGAGAAUUUAUACUGGUCGGUUGGAAAUGGGCGCCAAAUUCGAUGCUGGGAAGAUGUGUGGAUUCCUAAUGUGGGGCAAUUGAUCAAGUUCAUCUCCCGAAUGUCACCUUAG